Molecule: messenger RNA, 1160 nt
Organism: Pocillopora meandrina
Lineage: Eukaryota; Metazoa; Cnidaria; Anthozoa; Scleractinia; Pocilloporidae
Source: the annotation of a GenBank genome assembly
AUGGCUAUGACAGCUAACAAUGUGCAUAUAAUCACAUUAAUCCACUCUUGAUCCCUUUAUCACCUAUGCAUCAGUAAGACUAAUCAUGAGGAGAAGAGUGGUGUGCCUAUCCCAGCAAAGCAAAUGUCAUGGGGUGAUGUGAACCACACACAGCUGCUGCCACUCCAUCCAUAUCACUAUUAUCAUCAUGUAUCAAAUGGUAAAAGUAAUGUUCAUGUAAAGAAAGACAGAGGUGGCACAGAGAGCACCAUUAUGUCUAGUGGGUAUAUGCAGAGUGAUAAGUGGCAACCUUCAGUGGUAACAAAAAGAAGAGGGCAAGAAACAGGCCGUGGGGAAAGGCCACAAGACAUUUCCUCCACAAAACAAAAAGAGGCAAAUAAAAGCUGGAUGGCUCAAGUGCUAAUUACAAUGACAAAAACAAUCAAGCUGGAACAAAGACAAAAGCUGAUAAAAGUGAUAAGAGAUUAGCCAAGAAAAGAAUGUGAAUGCAGAAGUUGCUCCCUAAGGUAUGCUUUUUGUCAAUUACUGAUACCAUAACUAAACAGUUUUCCUAAGAUGCAAGACUGUACAUACUACCAGAGCCUGGAGCUGACUUUUUAUCCUGUUGACCAACUCACUAGUGACCCCCAUCUCUAACUCAGAUAAUUUUCAUUCACUGGUAUACAGUUGUAUGCAAAAUUUGCAAGUGACAGUUCAUGCAUUAAGUAAAUUACUCAAUGUUUGAGCAAAAUUGAAACUAGCUUCCUUACUAAAUUCAACAUCAUAAUAAAACAAUUUGGUCCCUUCAAUUGUAGUGGACAAACUUGUCAGAAAUACACAAUUUGUUCAUUAGCUGUUCAAUGUGGCUAACGAAAAAAUUACAAAAAUUAUCUGUGAACAAGGAGCUUUUCCUUGUCACUUACUAUUUUUAAAUAGUAAGUGACAAUAUUAAGUAUUAUUAUAAUAGUAAGUUAAUAAAUAGGUAGUCAGGCUUGGUGAAUUUUACAAGUGUAACAGCUGUAUUAAUAUGGCCGACUUACUGUAAUUACAGGAAAAGGAAAGUGGAAAGGGAGCAUGCCUGUGUGAGUCCUCAGCAAAAAGUUCAGAUUCAACACAAUCAUCAUCAAGAAGCUGGAGACUAUCAGGAUUUACUGUUAAGAAGGAAUCAAGUAUUGCAUUAG